AUGGCUUCUUCAGAGGGUAAGAAGCAGAUUCUGCUAAAUGCAUUUGAUAUGUCAACCAUUGGCCAUCUCUCACCGGGCCAAUGGAAAAAUCCCGCUGAUAAGUCAGCUACGAAACGCAACCUUGACUAUUGGCUAGAGUUAGCAAAAUUGCUAGACAGAGGAGGGUUCAAUGCCUUGUUCCUCGCAGAUACGUACGGAGGCUACGACACCUAUGAGGGAAGCCUUGACAAUUGUAUCAGAAGAGCCGCACAAUGGCCCGUGACGGAUCCGACUAUACCCAUCGCGGCAAUGGCUGCCGUAACGAAAAAUCUCUCUUUCGCCAUUACUGCUUCAACCUCGUUUGAGCCCCCUUUUCUAUUAGCAAAACGGUUUUCCACGUUAGAUCACUUCACCGGGGGACGAUUUGGUUGGAAUAUCGUCACUUCUUGGAAAAAGGCGGCCUUUAAAGCCAUUGGCCUUGAUACCCCUAUCGAUCAUGACGAGCGAUAUCUUCAGGCCGACGAAUAUUUGAAAGUACUCUACAAGCUCUGGGAGGGAUCGUGGGCAGACGAUGCAAUCUCCCCUGAUCCAGAAAAUGACACCUACGCGGAUCCGGAUAAGAUUCGCACGAUUAAUCACAAAGGGAAGUACUUCACUCUGAACACAAAGCACAUUGUCGACCCGUCUCCGCAGAGAACCCCGUUUCUAUUCCAAGCCGGGACCUCUGCCGCCGGCUCUGAAUUCGCAGCGACGCACGCGGAAGCCAUCUUCGUCUCCUCCCACUCUGCGUCCGUCCUCCGGCCCAAGAUCGCCAAGAUCAGGGAGCUAGCUGCUUCUAAAGGCCGGGACCCGCGCUCGCUCAAGUUCUUCGCGACUUACACCCCCGUCGUCGCGCCCACCGACGAGGAGGCGCACGCGAAAUACGAAGAGCUGCUGAAAUACGGCUCGGUCGUCGGCGGCCUCGUUCUGGUCAGCGGCUGGACCGGAAUCGAUCUAUCCAAGAUCCCUCUGGACCAAGAGAUCACCGCAGCAGACUCGCUGGAGGCUCAUAAGGUGCGCAGUAUCUUAGACGCGUUCACGACUACGAGCAGAGACAUCCCCAAGUGGACGCCCCGCGUCAUCGCCCAGAAAGCGUCGAUAGGUGGUCUCGGCCCCGUAGGUAUUGGAUCCCCUCAAACCGUAGCGGACGACCUGGAGCGCUGGAUAGAAGAAGGGGACUUGGAUGGGUUCAAUAUCGGUUACGUGACCACUCCUGGGUCGUUUGAGGACGUGGUCGAUCUUUUGAUUCCAGAGCUAAGGCGACGUGGGAUUUAUCCCGAUCCCCUGCCCGAAGGAGAGACUCUAACUGCUCGGGAGAGGGUAUACGGGAAGGGUCAAAAGGGGCUUAGGGAUGACCAUGUCGGGUCUAAGUAUAAGUACGAGAGAUACCAGGAAGAGCCACCAUACCAGGAGACGGAGCCGGCUAAGGAAUGA
Molecule: messenger RNA, 1452 nt
Organism: Daldinia childiae
Lineage: Eukaryota; Fungi; Ascomycota; Sordariomycetes; Xylariales; Hypoxylaceae
Product: Dimethyl-sulfide monooxygenase
Exons: 4
Coding region: 1-1452 (483 amino acids)
Molecular function (GO): monooxygenase activity; oxidoreductase activity, acting on paired donors, with incorporation or reduction of molecular oxygen
Source: RefSeq, a predicted model, not a curated record